Messenger RNA from Megachile rotundata (alfalfa leafcutting bee), 1349 nucleotides. RefSeq lists its product as uncharacterized. The record is from RefSeq and is a predicted model, not a curated record. NCBI's taxonomy places the organism in Eukaryota, Metazoa, Arthropoda, Insecta, Hymenoptera, Megachilidae.
UUAUAAUUCAUGUCAUGAUUUUGACCACAUGUGUUUGUUUAUUAAGAUGAAAGUAACUCAUAAUAUACUUAGCUGUUAUUAUAAUUUUUAUAUUUUUUAAUAUCAGAACUAUGAUAUGUAUAUAUACAAUUAAUAGAGAUAAGCACAACAAAUUGUAUUUUCAUCAAUUAACAUUAUAACCUAAGUAAAUAUGAUCCAAAAUUUUUAACAUUUUAAUAAAGGGAUGGAUGUAAGGAUUUUAAAAGCAAUAUUGUGCAGUUGUGAGAGUGUCACAAAAGAUUUUGAAAAGUCAAAGGAUUUUCAAAAAUUAGUACAAGAUCAGAAGUUUUUACCAACAUGUAAUGAUAUAUUUGAUGCAGUGUGUGUAUCAUUAACAAAAUUACUCUCUUACAAAGUUUCAAAGGAAGCAUAUCAACGUUAUACUGUCCGUCUUCAUGUAAUUAGUGCUUUAAGAGACUGGUGCAGAAUUAAUGAAGCUCUCCAAAAUUUUAGACUAUUCACAGAUCAAAAACAAACAAUAACAUUCCUCCAAAAUUUGUUAGAAAAAUAUAUAACAGAUGAUGUCUUAGAUACAUGUGAUUCAAGGAAUGAUUUAGUAUCACUCACUAGUGCUUUAAUGUGCUUAACAUCCACAAAUUCGUAUUAUAAGUGUCAUUUGGAAAAAUUACUUCUAAAACUCGUAGAAUUGGAACCCUGUGAUCAAAGUGAUUAUUUGUUAUGUUAUGCAGUGCGAAAAGAUUCUAACUUGAAUCUUGAUCUCUCAACAAUAGAAAGUAUAUUUAAUUCUCAAAGAUGUAAAUUAAUAGAACAACCAUUAUUAAAUGAUUUCAUGUCAUCAUGUAUAGAUAUAAAUAAAGAUGAUGUGAAUCAUUCAGAGAGUGUCACUUUGUUGGAUCAACUGUAUGAAUGGGUCAGCAAAUCUUCAUGUAUUUUUUUGUUGGUAUGUGCUUUCUUAAAAGAAUUAUUUAUACAAUUAGAUAAUGCUCCUACAGUUAUAACUUUUAUACAAUCAGUUUUGAGCCGUAUCAAAGAUCGCUGUAAAAGCCAAGACAUUCUAGAUCUAUAUCCAAGAAAUUUACAGUCCACUAUAAUGUUACUGCAGAUACAACCUGAAUAUCAUACGACUGAUUCGAAAAGUUCAACUUUAAGAAUAUUGGGAAAUAUUUAUUUUGAGGAUAAACAUAGCGCAAUAAUUUUACUUUUACAUUUUCCCCAAUGGUUAAAAUUAUUUGGAGAGCAACUUUUAAACUUACAUAAUAAUUGAUAAAACUUUGUACAUGUGAUAAGUUAAUGUAUAUCAGAAAUAAUUGUAUCAACAUGUUAGUUUCAUGUUUUUAAGUAUAAUUUAU